Molecule: messenger RNA, 612 nt
Organism: Moneuplotes crassus
Lineage: Eukaryota; Ciliophora; Spirotrichea; Euplotida; Euplotidae
Source: the annotation of a GenBank genome assembly
AAUAUUUUCUAAAUGUACCAAACCGAACAGAAAGAGCCAGCUCAUGCUGGGUUUGACCAGAGACACUUAGAGCAAGAGCCAAAGGAGAUAUAUGAGGAGACCGAAGAGCAAACUCCUCAUGUGGAGCAGUAUGAAGAUGUAGAAAACAUGACUGGAUCCAUACCUGUGAUUCAGAGUGAAACUUCUAUGCAGAAUUGAGAAGAUACUCAGCAGAUGUACUCUGGAUGUGCUGAAGGUAUGACUCCAAGUCAGCCUUCUCAAGCAGCUCGGCAUGGAGCGCCAUAUAGCGAUGAUUCAUAUAUGGCUCAAAUUCAGAUUCAGCAAAAUGUCUUAAAGGCUUUAGCCUGAAUGGAGUAUACUAGUGAGAAGCUCAAUUUACUCCUGUAUAAACGACAAGCGCUUAUAGACAGAAAGAUCAAGAGGUUGAAUGAAUACUACCAUCAAAUCCCAAUUUCCAAAGAAGACCAGCUCAAGGAGCUAGUCGAGCAUUACUCCAUUGUCAAGAACGGAAUUACCAGAUGUAGUGAUUUAUUAGAGUGUCUAGAUUACAUUGAUGAUGUGUCUAAACUGCGCCAAGCACGUCAAUCUUGGAAUUAUUAAGUGAAGAUUUAU